AUGACACCAAUAUGUACUUUGUAUAGUGAAUUUACUGAUGCCAAAAAUUUUCAAGGAUGUGGAUAUAAAUUAGAUAAGCUAGAAAAAAAAAAUGUCAAGAUUUUACAUCUCCAGAAAAAAUUAAAUCAGUACAUUAAUGACAAAAAUCAAAAUGACUUGAUUAAAAAACAAUUCAAAAAAGAAAUUAAAGGGUUGAAAAGCAAAAAUACCAACCUUACUGAAGAAGAAUUAUCUUUAACUCAGAAAUACUCAUCAAAAAAAGAUUCUGAGAUAAUGUCCCUCAAAGCUAAAUUGGUGAAUAUAAAGGUUAAAUUAAAUUCUAAGAUCAGUGAGCUUAAGCAUCUAAAAUCAGAGGAUAUUUCAGUAUCUGUGGUUGGUGGAGAUAGUGAAAAAAAUAUAUCAAAUGAAACUAGCAAAAAUUUCAGUAAAUAUUUUGUAUGCAGAAAAAUUAUGAAUGAAGUCAAAAAAAUUAGCACUGAUAUACUGACUCAUACUAAUGAUAAAAUUGUUCCAAUAUUAGAAUCUUCAAAAAUUGAUACUGAGGUUACUUUUAAGAUAAAGAAUAUAACUCCAAUUAGAUCUCAUAAUAUUACAAUAGAAAGAAGUGAAGAAUUACUUAUUAUAGCAUUAGGUGCUAGCAUUGUUAAUAAGUAUCAAACUACUCCUAUUAA
Cetraspora pellucida is the source of this 671-nucleotide messenger RNA. NCBI's taxonomy places the organism in Eukaryota, Fungi, Glomeromycota, Glomeromycetes, Diversisporales, Gigasporaceae. The record is from the annotation of a GenBank genome assembly.